AUGGUCAACAUCCUCGCCGUGGAUUGGCCACAACGCCUGCAGGCCGGGCAGGGAUUGGGCAGGAGGCCGCCGAGAGGGCGGGUCGCGCAGGGCGGUGCCCGGGCAGCCCCGCCGGAGGAAGAUGGCGCCGUGAGGGGGUCGGAGCCGCCGCCGCCGCCGCCCCGGCCGGUCUCGGGCGGGCGGCGCUUCCGGGGCCCGGGCGGGGGCGGGCCAGGCGCCUCGUCCCGCCUCCCCGGGGAGAGCGGCCGCUGCCGCCGGGCGGGGGGGGAGGGGGGGGAGGUGGACCCCGGUACGUGGCGGGGGUGUCCCGGUUGGGGGCUGUGCGGUUGGAGCCCCGAGGCGUUUCUCGGUCCCCGCGUGCCGCGGGAGCUGCGCUUUGCCCCGCUCCGUGUCCCGGGGGUUGGCCGGGCUGGGAACACCCGGAGCAGAUUGAGCGACAGCAUGGCUGCGACUGCCGCCGUCAGCCCCAGUGAAUACCUGCAGCCAGCUGCCUCCACUGCCCAGGACUCCCAGCCGUCUCCGCUCGCCCUCCUCGCAGCAACAUGUAGCAAAAUUGGUCCCCCAGCAGUGGAAGCCGCCGUGACUCCUCCUGCCCCUCCUCAGCCAACGCCUCGCAAACUUGUCCCCAUCAAACCUGCUCCUCUCCCUCUGGGCUCUGGUAAGAACAGCUUCGGGAUCCUGUCGUCGAAAGGGAAUCUCUUCCAGAUCCAGGGCUCCCAGGUUGGCACCUCCUACCCCGGGGGGCAGCUGGUUUUUGCCAUUCAGAACCCAACUGUCAUCAGCAAAGGGACUCGCUCAUCUGCAAACAUCCAGUACCAGGCGGUGCCCCAGAUCCAGGCUGCAGGGGGACAGACCAUCCAAGUCCAGCCCAACCUCACCAACCAGAUCCAAAUUAUUCCGGGCACAAAUCAGGCCAUCCUCACCCCAUCCUCAUCCUCUCACAAGCCCGUGCCCAUCAAGCCAGCACCGGCGCAGAAAAGUGGAGCUUCACCAGUGCAGGGCUCAAGCAACGUGGUCAAGUUAACCGGUGGCAGCAACGUGACUCUUACCCUGCCCAUGAACAACCUGGUGAACACCACAGAGUCGAGCACGCAGGCUCAGGUCAUUGCAGAGAGCCCCUCAAAGCCUGGCAAAAAGACUCGAAAGAAAGCCAUGUCACCCAGCCAGCCCUCCACCGUGGCCGUGGCCGAGCAGGUGGAGACAGUGUUGAUAGAGACGACGGCAGAGAACAUCAUCCAGGCAGGGAACAACCUGCUGAUCGUGCAGAGCCCGGGCUCUGGCCAGCCUGCCGUGGUGCAGCAGGUGCAGGUGGUGCAGCCCAAGCAGGAGUCGCAGGUGGUGCAGAUCCCACAGCAGGCCCUGCGUGUGGUCCAGGCUGCCUCAGCCACGCUCCCCACCGUCCCCCAGAAGUCCUCCCAGAACAUCCAGAUCCAGACGACAGAGUCCACUCCUACGCAGGUCUACUUCAAAACACCAUCGGGUGAACUGCAAACAGUGCUGCUCCAGGAAGCCCCGGCCGUGACGGUGGCUCCUUCCAGCACCUCUUGCAGCAGCCCCGUGUCCCGCAACUCUGGCACGGUGACCAGCAGCAAGAAACCAACCGCACGCAAGGAGCGCCCGCUGCCAAAGAUCGCGCCCGCCGGAGGAGUCAUCAGCUUGAGUGCAGCCCAGCUGGCAGCUGCAGCACAGGCCAUGCAGACCAUCAACAUCAACGGAGUGCAGGUCCAGGGUGUGCCUGUCACCAUCACCAACGCUGGAGGCCAGCAGCAGCUGACUGUGCAGAACGUCUCUGGCAACAAUCUGACCAUCAGCGGCCUGAGCCCGACUCAGAUCCAGCUGCAGAUGGAGCAAGCGCUGUCCGGGGAGAUGCAGCCAGGGGAAAAGCGACGACGGAUGGCGUGCACCUGCCCCAACUGCAAGGAUGGGGAGAAGAGGCCUGGGGACCAAGGGAAGAAGAAGCACAUCUGCCACAUCCCCGAAUGCGGGCGGACCUUCCGCAAGACCUCUCUGCUGCGUGCUCACGUGCGCUUGCACACGGGUGAACGUCCCUUUGUCUGCAACUGGGUCUUCUGCGGGAAGCGUUUCACACGCAGCGAUGAGCUGCAGCGGCACGCGCGCACACACACAGGCGACAAGAGAUUCGAGUGCGCGCAGUGCCAGAAGCGCUUCAUGCGGAGCGACCACCUGACGAAGCACUAUAAAACCCACCUGAUCACCAAGAACUUGUAGGGCUGGGAGCCACGUCUUGAACAAAGCCCUUGGGGGGGUCACGGUGAGGGGCCGCCGGGCACCGACCUGUCACCCCGCCGCCCUCGCAGCACUCCAGUCUCCCCGGGCCGCCCUCUGAGGGCAGCCGUGUCCCCUCCAGCACAGCCCUCGGGGACAUCCUCUGCCACCGUGUGGGCCUCCCGCAGAAGCAGCCCUCGCAGAGGGGCCGAUCCCCUCGUGGAGCCGUGGGGCAAAGCACCCGGUAUGGCCCCGGCACAGCGGGCACACAGGGGUUGGCACAGCAGGGGCUGCACCCUCCGGUGCGGGCGGGCCGAGAACGCCUCCACAGCACAUUCCUACUUUAUAUUUAAAAUCUAUAAAUAGUUAUAAAUAUCUAUAUAAACCCCUUUGGAAGGUCCCUUUUUUUCUAUGGAGAUCGUUGCCUUACGCUCCCCGCUCCUGAUUACGAACACUGUGUAUGGUGAGUGCUUUUUUUCCCCAUCUUUAUUUAAUUGCCCCCUCCUCAGACCCUGCCCUCCCCUUCUCCCAUUUCUUUUCCCCAUUUUCUCCCCUUUUUCCCCCUUUUCUCCCCCUUUUCUGCCCUUUUCUCUUCCUUUUUUCCCCCUCUUCUCUGCUUUUUUCCCCUUUUCUCCCCCUUUUCUCCCCCUUUUCUGCCCUUUUCUCUUCCUUUUUUCCCCUCUUCUCUGCUUUUUUCCCCUUUUCUCCCCCUUUUCUCCCCCUUUUCUGUCCUCUUCUGCCCUUUUCUCCUCCUUUUCCCCCCUCUUCUCUGCUUUUUUCCCCUUUUCUCCCCCUCUUCUGCCCUUUUCUCCUCAUUUUCCCCCCUCUUCUCUGCUUUUUUCCCCUUUUCUCCUCCUUUUUCCCCUUUUCUCCUCCCUUUUUCCCCUCUUCUCUGCUUUUUUCCCCUUUUUCCCCCUUUUCUGCCCUUUUCUCCCCCUUUUUCCCCUCUUCUCCCCUUUUCUCCCUUUUCUCCCCCUUUUUCCCCUCUCCUCCCCUUUCCCCCCCCCUCUCCUGCGUUUCUUUGCCAGCAAUGAAGGUUUCUUUCUCUCUGACGAUUUCUUUCUCACUCCUUUCUGUUUCCAAGUGACGUGGCACUUCCCUUUGAAUCUUGGGACUUUAAUCUCCUUUACGUCCUCCCCCCCCACCCCGACUGUGUAUAGUGUACAUUGUAUCAUAGAUUAUAUUGCUUUUGUGUUUACCGCGUUGAAAAGAAAAAGAAAAAGGAAAAAAAAAACCAACAUAUGGCUUGUUAUUUUUGAGCUUUUAAAUUAAAACAGAUCCACUUUAUUUUUUAGUUGUAACUGCCCCCGGUUGUUUUCUGGAUUGUGACAGAUCUGUUCUAAUUACCUGUAACCGGUUGGCCGGUGUGGAGGCAGCCGGGAGCUUUUCUUGCUCAAUAAAUUUGGUCGCCAGAGGCAAA
Messenger RNA from Gallus gallus (chicken), 3646 nucleotides. RefSeq names its product Sp2 transcription factor (gene SP2). Gene Ontology annotation, biological process: regulation of transcription by RNA polymerase II. Bases 1 to 2229 code for a protein of 742 amino acids. The transcript has 8 exons. The record is from RefSeq and is a predicted model, not a curated record. Gene Ontology annotation, molecular function: DNA-binding transcription factor activity, RNA polymerase II-specific; RNA polymerase II cis-regulatory region sequence-specific DNA binding. NCBI's taxonomy places the organism in Eukaryota, Metazoa, Chordata, Aves, Galliformes, Phasianidae.